CAUAAUAAUACACUCCCUCAAAACAAUUCGAAUAUAUUGAUAUUUCAGAAUAGGGUUUUCAUUAACCCAAACCAUUCGUAUUCCACCUCUAACUUCGCUUCCAACCCUUCGAAUUCCGCCGCAUCUAUCGCAUCUAUCGAUCUGUCGUACUCCUGAGCCUAGUUUCUUCUUCAUCGUUCAUCGCUUAACAUCGUCCAUCGUUCCUAGUCAAUCUUUCAUCGGUAGUAUUUCCGAGAGAUAAGGUUCUUCAGAUGGGGUUCUAUCAAAUGAUGGCAUAAUAUAUUGUCCCAAAGAAAUGGUGGUAGAAUUGAUUGCUCACUCAUCAUCUGGGAGCGUUAUUAGCAGCAGUUUUGUUGUGCCAUUAUUAACCGUUUUCAUCAUUGCAUUACCAUUAACCUUUUUGAUAAUAUAUGAUGAGUAUAAGAAAAAAAAUUAAAAAUAAUUUUAUAAAAGAAUACUAACCAUGUCCUUCAUUUUCAUCAACCGGCCGUGCAACUCGACAAAGGGCGUAAUAUAAAAAAUCAAUUCAGAAUUUGCUCUCUAAAAGAGUAAAAGAAUUCGAUGGCAAUAUGCCUUGGAUGAAAAUUAGAUCAUAGAUAGAUGGUCAGAGCAAGAAUAGAUGACUAGCAUCAUUGCAGAGGGCGAUGGUGGUGUGCCUUGGAAGAAAUUGAAGGAAAACAAAGGGAGUUAUCUUUGGAUGUAGAAGAUGAAGAUAGUACUUUCCAACUCGUGGUUAAUAAAGAAGGAAUCUGGGUUGAAUACAAAGAAGGGAAGUAGAGAAAAGUGGGAAGACAAGGAACACAACUGUCAACUGCACACACAUUGGGCAAUGCAGUUUCUUUCAAACAGUGCCAAUAGCCUCCACUACACCCACCAGUCCACACCACACCACCCCUUUCUACCCGAGAAAACCUCCAUGCUCUUUUUGGUUAAACCUCUUUCUAAAAUUUCAAGCCCUUUCAUUUGCCUUUUCUUGGAUUUGAUAUGACCCUUUCUGUUCAAGCUGAAUAAUAAAGCUCUCUCUUUCCCUCCUCUCUUUAUCUCUCUCGCUGCUAUUUUGCAUUCAAUGCCAUUUCAAUUUCCAGUGCGUUGUUUCUUACUGUAGAUUAGAUGCAUUUAAGGUCCGCUUCCAUUUUCUCUAGUAGUUCUGCAUCCUGUACCCUGUCUGCAAGAUUCAGCUUUUAAUCCACACUUCUUCAUAGUUAAAAUCUAUUCCGAAUCUUUGUUGAGCUAGCUAGUUUGAAUGGGUGCUUCUGGGAAAUGGGUGAAAGCUUUGAUAGGAUUCAAGAAACCUGAAAAAGAUGACCACCAUGAGAAGAUGCCUGGGAAGAGCAAGAAAUGGAAGAUAUGGAGGGGCCCACCAGGAGAUCAAGGGGGUGCUGGUUCUUCAUUGAAGGGUUUGAAAGGGUACCACCGGAUUUAUGAAGGGUCAGUUUCUUCAACAGUGAACAAUGAUGCUUUCACGGCUGCCAUGGCCACUGUUGUUAGAGCUGCCCCCAAGGACUUCAAGGCUGUGAGGCAAGAAUGGGCUGCCAUUAGGAUUCAAACUGCUUUUCGUGGGUUCUUGGCAAGGAGGGCAUUGAGGGCGUUAAGAGGGUUGGUGAGGCUUCAAGCUUUGGUGCGCGGGCGGCAAGUGAGGAAGCAAGCCGCGGUCACCCUUAGGUGCAUGCAGGCAUUGGUUCGCGUGCAAGCCCGGGUUAGAGCUCGUCGAGUUCGUAUGUCCAUGGAGGGGCAGGCUGUGCAGAAGGUGAUCGAAGAGCACCGCGGCAAGCUCGACUGCUUGAAACAGGCUGAGGAGGGAUGGUGUAACAGUAGAGGAACACUUGAAGAGGUGAAGGCCAAGAUACAAAUGAGGCAAGAGGGAGCUUGUAAGAGAGAGAGGGCACUUGUCUACUCCCUAGUUCAGAAGGAGAGGCUGGUCCAGAACUCAGACUCUCAAACGACUAUCUCCUUUCCCUCUUUAAAGACUUACAAUUUGGACAAGAACAGCUGGAGCUGGUUGGAACGAUGGAUGGCUGCAAGGCCAUGGGAGAACAGACUGAUGGAGCAAACUCAAACCCCAACCGACCCAGUAGAAACAACCCCAAACUCCAAUUCCAAGAAGACUUGCUUCGUCGAUUCUUCCGCCAAGGAAAAUCAUUUUGAACCAUUCUCUGUUACAGUCAGAAAGAACAACGUAACCAAACGGAUUUCAGCCAAACGUUCAUCUUCUAGCCCUAGUUCCGAAUUCCGGUAUGACGAGAGUCAUGUCCAGAGUUCCGCUUCUUCUUCCCUCUGCACAUCCACAACUCAAAUCUCAGGGAACUCAGGGGAUAGAUCGGUGGAGAAGAACAGCCGUGUGCCGAAUUAUAUGAGCUUGACUCAGUCAACUAAGGCGAAGCAGAGAAAUAGCAGAUUCCUUAGACAGUCCAUGGACGAGUUUCAGUUUCGUAACCUUCAUAAAUCUGGCGAUUUCAGUAACGCAGGGUCUGAUCUUUCGUCUGCAAAUUUGUCUAGGCCCUUCUGUCUACCUACUCGAAUGGAUAAAUUCGCUAAGUGAGUGAAAUUCUUCCCAACUUGUAAUCGAAUAUGAAUCCGUUUGAUGUGAGACAUUGGAAAUGUGAUCUAAGAUUUUUCAUCUUUGUAAAAUUAUGAGUUUUAUUAUUUAUUCCUGCAUAAUAUGAUCCAUUUUUCUGCUGCAUUACAUUAGAGUCAUAUAAAGAAGAAAAAGUAGGUCGCAGAUCUUCAAGUCAUUCUUUCUUUCAUGUACGGCGGAUGGCUUGGAUCUUGACGCCGUGCUUGAAGUUUAAAACUAUGCCGUACUGCAUCUCCAGAGGGCCAUCCAUGAGGGGGGAGCGUCGAAAUAUGUACUUUUUGUAUAAAUGGAUGAGGGCGAGUUUGAUUUCUUGCAAGGAGAACUUCUGUCCUAAACAUCCUCUUGGCCCUAUUCCGAAAGGAAUGUGUGCAUAAGGAUGUCUUCCUUUUUCUUCUUCACAACUUGGAUCGAAUCUCUCUGGCUUGAACUUUUCGGGUUCUGGAAAGUUCUUGGGAUCUUUAGCCAGAACUCCAAGGGCUAGCCAUACCCAUGUCCCCUGCUCAAUGUUAAAUACUUAAAUGUGAAUGGAAAAUCAAACUGAACAUUUAGAAUUUGGGGACUUGGAGUUGCGAAUACCUUUGGGAGGCUGUAACCUCCAAUCUCUACUGGUGCUGAUGUCUCUCUUGCAACUAGUGGUGAAACUGUGUAGAAUCUCAUUGCCUCUUUAAUUACCUAAAUGUAUUGUGAUUGGAAACAUGAGUUUGUGUGCUAAUUACUUGUGUAAACAUAGGUAACACUAUAAGAGUGUUUUGUAAAGUUAAUUGGCUGAAAUUGUGGAAGCCAGUGAGUUUUUGGAAGGAAAAACAGUUUACAAAAUAGAUUCAAUCAAAUAAGUAAAUCAAAUGAUUCUCUUGUUGAAUGUUGAUAAGCCAAUUUGUGUCACCAGACACAAUACAUAUUGCAAAACCCCUUGACUCAUUUGAGAUUAGUGAACUCCUAUUUUCUUUAACGACUUCAAUUUGAAGUGGGUCUUCUCUCAACAAGAAUAAUGAAAUAUGGAUGAAUCCUUUUGAGCAAAGGGGUGUAUUAAAGUGUCAUAUGGGAUGUUUAUCAUAUUACGUCUAAUAACAUUUCAGUACGACUAAAAUCUCAUCUCUUUAGAGGAUCUUUAUAGAUGAGCUUGUUAAGCCUAAUAAUAUGGAUAUAGCUAUGCAACAAAAACAAGGAGGUAGAGAUUUGCCUGAUCAAUAUAUGGAAACUUUGUCUGAAGAUCAUGGGCGCUCGGCACCUGAUCAGCUGAAAGCCCAUCUACCUCUUCGACCAAUUUUUUUUCAACCAGUGGAUGACCGGAAACCAGGUAGAUAAUUGAAGACAAUGUGAAAGAAGUCGUUGCAGAACCAGCCAAUAAGUGCUCAUAAGUCACUGCGCUAAUAUAAUCAGAGGUAAAAACAUUCUUUGCCACUUUCUCGGACUCCACCUCACUCAGGAUAAGGGACAACAAGUCCUUCGUCCCACGCUCCUUUUCUUCCCUUCUCUUUGCAACAAUGUCGUCAAGUCGCCUGCUAAGGUCCUUGUUUGUGUUCUCCACUUUCCAGUCCAUUGUUCCGGGGAUCCUCUUGAGGAUUUGCCGAAACGGUUCCUGAAGAAUGGGGACGAUUAGACCCAAGAUGAUGGAGAAGGAGCCAGACAAGUCCAUCUUGAGCUGUGUUGUGGAGUAGAUAUGCUGGUUGAGGAACUCUUGGAUUCCAUUGUCAAGCGACUCUUUGUCCUCUUUGGGGGGUUUCGACAGACCAAAGUCAACUCCAAAUGCAGCCUGCCCAAUAACAUCAGUGGCUAAUUUGAGGGAGAGGUUAGAAAAGGUGAAGUCGUCCCCUUUAGAAUCAAGAUUCUGAGUCGCGGAUUCGAUGAAUGAUUGCAUAGUUGGGACCAGCUUGGCCAGGUGAGAUGGCUGGUAGAUUGACACUAGUGUGUUUCUCAUUGAUGACCAUCUUGCAUCCCUG
Cuscuta europaea is the source of this 4515-nucleotide messenger RNA. The record is from the annotation of a GenBank genome assembly. NCBI's taxonomy places the organism in Eukaryota, Viridiplantae, Streptophyta, Magnoliopsida, Solanales, Convolvulaceae.